This is a messenger RNA of Puntigrus tetrazona (Sumatra barb), 3074 nucleotides long. RefSeq lists its product as uncharacterized. Gene Ontology annotation, molecular function: calcium ion binding. The transcript is spliced from 10 exons. Lineage: Eukaryota; Metazoa; Chordata; Actinopteri; Cypriniformes; Cyprinidae. Bases 787 to 2673 code for a protein of 628 amino acids. The record is from RefSeq and is a predicted model, not a curated record.
CAAAAUACCGUAGGACACAUACAACGCAAACUGAACGAGCCUCCAAAGUGCAACGUCCAAAUCAGUUAUCAUUAACUCCAAAUGGAAGAUGAGCACGAAAGAUUUCCAUAAGUUCAGUAAUUUGUUCAAUACGAGAUAUUGAUUAUUGUCCUGAAAACACAGGAAUUCGGCUCGACACGUGAAACCUGCUUUUAUAAUUCCAGUUAAGCAGUGUUUUGUAUAUACGGCUAGUACUAAAAGUUAUGUCUAUAUUGGGAAGUAAUUUAGUCAGAAAAAAAAGGAAAAAUAUAUUUCAUUCGGUACAGCAAUCUUUACAUAAAUAAGCAUGAAUUUAUCUGCUAUUUUAUUAUGAUUAUUUUUUAUUAUCCAAACGCGUAAAGACCUAUGCACAAAAACGACAGUGAAAGCAUUAAGGAUAAAUUGCUACAUUUGUAUAAUUAAUGCGAACAAUCUUCCUUUUGCUGUCACAAAUCAUUUUUCAUUAGUUAUAUGCAUUGCUUUGGACAACUUUAAAUAUGCAAUAUGCAAUGUUUUAGGUUCCAGACUUUCCCAAUUUUGUCUAAUCCUAACAAACAGUGCAUCAACGCAAAGCUUUAAAAUAAAACCGUUUCUGUUCACCUUUAUGUUUGCGCGGCGCCCUCGCGCGUCACGUGUCACGCGCGGCAGGUAAACUCACCUCAUCAAGCGCACAUAUAUAAUACAGCUGCCGCCGGCGGCCUCUUCCGUUUGGUUUUUAAAAACGAGUAUCUGACAGCAACGUAUAAAGUAGGCGAGCAUAAAUCCGAAAUGCCACUGCGGCUUGUACCGAGCGCGUGCGGUCUCGUGAUGUUGAUCGGUUUGACGGGUUUGAUGAGCGGCGCGGAGAUCGACAGAUAUGGCGGGCAAGCAUCGGCAGGUGUGGGUCGCGAGCGUUACGCCUUCUAUGCCCUGCGCAGCUGCCAUCAAGUCCUCCGUCAAGACAGCGGUGAGUUCUUCUCCCCUGAUUACCUGUGCUCGCACCCCCCCGUGUGGUGUAACUGGACCAUCCAGGUGCCUCCUGGGAAGCGUCUGGAGCUCUACCUGGAGGACUUCACUCCCUCGGACGCCUGUCAGGAGAAGAGCGACCAGAUCCACCUGGAUGAGUCUCCGGCGGCCGCGGGAGGGCAGAGGAUCCUGGAGAGGUGCUGGAGAAAGGCCAGGUACACCUCCGUGUCGAACACCGUUCAGGUGGUGCUGCUCAUCGAAGGGAACCGGGCCCAACCGUACAGGGGCUUCCACGGGCGCUUUAAAGCUCUCACAUCCGUGGACUCUCCUGAUUACAUAUAUGAAGACGUUCUUGCAGAAGUGACCGGAGCGGCUUUAGGAGAUGAAGAUGAAACCGAUGCCGUUACGGACUCCCCUACGCACACUGGCUCUGUGAAGUCCUCACGGCCUCCUCUCAUCCCAGCGCCGGCUCACGCCGGUGACGAAGAGGCCGGUGACGAAGCAUACCGCGAUGAUCUUUUCUCCGCAGCGUCGCAUGAAGAAGCUGAGGACCACCGCGGUCAACCCCAAAGCGGGACGCGGCCCAGAUACCAGGCGGCUUACGCAGACGUUUUGGACGUGAGCCUCGGCGCGCAGACUCUCACGCCUGGCGUUAAACCCGCGGCCACGCGCAGGAACACGGACGCCUGGGAGCCGGUCGGAGAGAGGAGGCUGAAGGUGGACGACGAGGAAGGGGUUUCUGACGAGAGCAGGGUCACAUCACCUGUGACCAAACACAAACUACACCGCCAGUCAAAAGAGAAAGCUCUCUACCAGCAAACCCCACGAAACGUGACCCAACGCCAGCGGUUCCCUGGAGAGCUCUUGUUCGAGGUAAGCGUUGAGAUCAGUCUGGAGCCUAAACAUCACGAAGAACCCUCUUCGCUCAGAUCCGCUCUGGAGACCACGAUACGAGGAGUGUUAGGACGUCUCGCUCCGAAGAGCCUGGACUUCAAAAGACUGAAGAAGUUGAGCUCUGGCGUGUUGUUCAUCGCGUGGCUGCAGUUUUCGAGGGCGGCUGUGGGGCAGCAGACGCACGGGGAUCUUCAGAGCGGUCUGCAGGCGCUUCGGGGCAGAGCCGUCGCGUCCCAAACCACCGAGACGAGGGGCGUCAUCGCAUCCGUCUCUACUGAAGACAUCAAUGAGUGUGAGACGCACAUGGCGGUGUGUGACGCUCACGCGGAGUGCGUGAACCGGUUCGGGUCGUACUCCUGUCGCUGUAUCCAUGGUUACCGUGAGGUUCCUCGAGGGCCGGGAGCCAGCGCCUGUGCGGCGUCGUCUGAACCUGACUGUAGCCGGACGUCGUCGUCUCCCAGAAUCCUCGGGGGCGUCUACGCCGUGGUCGGCCUGGUCACGCUGCUGCUCGUGCUGUUGCUGUUGGGGGCGUUUCUUCUCUAUCAUCGGUACUAUAGAGGCUCCUUCCUUCCGCGCUGCCAGAAAGCGAGCUCCAGCGGCGUCGUGGCAACCGCCGCCAGUGAUGAUGACAACAAUAACACGGUUAAUGACGUUAGCAGUGGCGCGAUCCCCUCCGCGUUCCCCCCACCACCUCCACCCGUCAGGCUGGGCAAAGAAGGUCUCCGCUCUCUGGACCCGCCGCUACUACGCUUCGGCUCUCUGGGGCCUCCUGAUGGGUUCAGGAGUAAAACAGGCCCCGAGAAACACCAGUUCUGACUCUUUCACAGGGUCACUCUCGUCCUGCCUCUAAACGCACCGCACCUCACUGAAUGCAAGACUGGUUUUAUUAGUGAGGUGUUUUUGUUUUUUUUUGUUUUUUUGUAAGUUAGUUUAUGAUUUAUAGUGUUUUGAUUAAAUAAUUGCCUUGUUUCUGUUCAGUUUUGCUCUUGUAGUAUUAUUAUUAUUAUUAUUAUUAUUAUUAAUGUUUUGUUUUUGCUUGCAGAAGCUUUGUCACACUUAAAGACAUGAACAGAACUUGUUGUACUUUGUGGUUUUGUCCAACUAGCCUAAAUAUGUUUGACAUUUGAAAGUGUUUGAUGGGUAUCAUUUUUCUUUAUUACUGCAUUUAUGGUUUGUAGCAUAUAAUAUACUUCUUGGAUGCAUUGUGUAUGCAUGAA